GCCUUCCUUUGCAUUUUCCUUCCCCACCCGAGAGAGAGGCAGAGAGAGGGAUCACAGACACAGAGAGGCAGGCAGAGAGAGGGGGUCUUCUUGCUCCUAAGAGGAGCUCUGUGGAGGGGAGUGUCAUAAAGGCGGGAAAAGCCAUUAUUAUCAUUAUUAUUAUUGGGGGGCCCAGCCAUGCCCUUGGCUUUCUGUGGCACCGACAACAACUCGGCUGCCUACAAGGUGAACGACGGGGUGCUGAACAACGGCUGCUUCGUGGACGCCCUCAACGUGGUGCCUCACGUCUUCCUGCUCUUCAUCACCUUCCCCAUCCUCUUCAUCGGAUGGGGAAGCCAAAGCUCCAAAGUUCAUAUCCAUCACAGCACAUGGCUUCAUUUUCCUGGACAUAAUUUACGCUGGAUUUUGACUUUCAUCCUUUUGUUUGUGCUGGUGUGUGAAAUAGCAGAGGGCAUAGUGUCAGAUGGCGUUUCUGAAUCCCAUCAUUUGCACCUGUACAUGCCACCUGGGAUGGCAUUCCUUGCAGCCAUCACAUCAAUUGUUUAUUAUCACAACAUUGAAACAUCUAAUUUCCCAAAAUUAUUAAUAGCCUUGUUAUUCUACUGGACAUUAGCUUUUAUAACAAAAACCAUCAAAUUUGUAAAGUUUUGUGAUAAUAAGAUUGGACCUCCGCAACUUCGAUUCUGCCUCACUGGGCUUUUAGUAGUUCUUUAUGGAAUGCUACUACUUGUAGAAAUUAAUGUCAUCAGAGUAAGGAGAUAUGUUUUCUUCAAAAAACCUAAAGAGGUUAAGCCCCCUGAGGACCUUCAGGACCUUGGAGUCAGGUUCCUGCAACCUUUUGUGAAUCUGCUGUCCAAAGGAACAUACUGGUGGAUGAAUACAUUCAUUAGAACAGCCCACAAGAAGCCUAUAGACUUGAAAGCCAUAGGCAAGCUGCCUAUUGCCAUGAGAGCGCUGACAAAUUACAUGUGCCUCAAUGAGGCUUUUAAAGCACAAAAGAAUAAAGACACCCCAUAUCCACAAGGAUCCAGGUCUAUCUGGUGUGCCCUCUGCCAUGCCUUUGGGAGGCCUUUGGUUCUUAGCAGCACUUUCCGUAUCCUGGCAGAUUUGCUUGGAUUUGCUGGCCCACUGUGUGUCUCUGGCAUUGUUCACCAUGUUGGAAAAGGAAACAACACAUUCCGCCCCCAGACUAAAAUACUUGGUGUUUUCUUCAUUUCAUCUCAAGAAUUUCUGGCCAAUGCUUAUGUUCUGGCAGUCCUCCUUUUCUUUGUUCUUCUGCUCCAGAGAACAUUUCUCCAGGCUUCAUACUAUGUUGCAAUUGAAACAGGAAUUAACCUUAGAGGAGCAAUACAGACAAAAAUUUACAAUAAAAUCAUGCGGCUAUCAACUUCUAACAUGUCCAUGGGGGAAAUGUCUGCAGGCCAGAUCUGUAACCUAGUUGCUAUAGACACAAACCAGCUGAUGUGGUUCUUCUUCCUUUGCCCUAACCUUUGGGCCAUGCCAGUACAGAUUAUUGUAGGAGUCCUUCUACUUUACUACCUCCUUGGAAUCAGCGCCUUAAUUGGAGCUGCAGUAAUCAUAGUUCUUGCACCUGUUCAGUAUUUUGUAGCUACAAAACUUUCACAAGCUCAAAGAAGCACUUUGGAAUAUUCCAAUGAAAGGCUAAAGAAAACAAAUGAAAUGCUUCGAGGCAUAAAACUCCUUAAACUCUAUGCCUGGGAACACAUCUUUCAUAGCAGUGUGGAGGAAACUCGGCAAAAGGAAAUGACCAGCCUCAGGGCUUUUGCUCUCUAUACCUCCAUAUCAAUUUUCAUGAAUGCAGCAAUACCUAUUGCAGCAGUUCUUAUAACAUUUGUCGUCCAUGCCCAUGUGUUUCGAAACACUGACUUUUCUCCUUCGGUGGCCUUUGCUUCACUCUCCCUCUUUCACAUCCUGGUUACACCUCUGUUCCUGCUCUCCAGUGUGGUUAGAUCCACUGUCAAAGCUCUUGUAAGUGUUCAGAAACUGAGUGAAUUUCUCUCAAGUGAAGAAAUUGGAGAAGAGCAUGACAGAUGUUCAGAGCCAAAAUGCAAAGACAACCACAGCAAAUAUCAAGCUGUUCCCCUCAAAGUUGUUAACCGUAAGAAGCCUGCGAGAGAGGACUGGAACAGUUACAGCUCUCCUAUCAGAAGACCUGUUAAAGUCACAGAAGCAGAUGAUUAUUGUGUAAAGGUCACAAAUGGAUUUUUCACUUGGACGCCUGAAGGAGCUCCAACAUUGUCCAGUAUUGAUAUUCGAAUUCCUCAAGGUCAGUUGACAAUGAUCGUGGGCCAGGUGGGCUGUGGUAAGUCAUCGCUCUUGCUAGGGAUACUCGGGGAGAUGCAGAAGGUAUCAGGAAAUGUAACCUGGAACAGCAAUAUUCCUGACAGUGAGAUGGGGGAAGAUGUCAGUCCAGAGCAGGAAACAGCUGUUGACUUGGAAACAAGGAAAAGAGGAGCAGUGGCAUAUGCUUCCCAGAAACCAUGGUUGCUAAAUGCUACUGUGGAAGAGAAUAUCACAUUUGAAAGCCCCUUCAAUAAACAAAGGUACAAAGCAGUAAUAGAUGCUUGCUCUCUUCAACCUGAUAUUGACAUACUACCACAUGGAGAUCAAACUCAGAUUGGGGAGAGGGAUGAUCCUUUUUCUGCACUGGAUAUCCACUUAAGUGACCAUCUUAUGCAAGAAGGAAUCCUCAAUAUGCUACGAGAGGACAAGAGGACUGUUGUUCUGGUCACUCACAAGCUACAAUAUCUACCCCAUGCUGACUGGAUUAUUGCAAUGAAGGAUGGUACCAUUCAGAGAGAAGGCACACUCAAGGACAUUCAGAAAUCAGAAUCUGAGCUCUUUGAACAUUGGAAAACACUCAUGAAUCGACAGGACCAAGAGCUGGAGAAGGAGAGCUUAAUUGAAAGAAAAACUGUAUUGGAUAGGAAGAAUCUCCAAAGGACAGUGUAUUCUCGAGACUCUCUACUCCAAGAUGAUGAAGAGGAUGAAGAUGAAACACCAGAAAGUGAUGAUGAUGAUAAUCUGUCUUCUGUCCUUCAUCAAAGAGCAAAGAUGCCAUGGCAAGCGUGCGGAAAAUACCUUAGCUCAGCAGGAUUCCUCCUCUUGCCUUUGCUGGUCCUUUCACAACUGCUGAAGCAUUCAGUGAUGGUGUCCACUGACUUUUGGCUAGCCCAUUGGACAUCUAAUGCCAUUGCUCCCAGGGGAGAAAAAAACUGCACUGAUGAACAGGAAUGCAGAUUUGACCAUACCCACUAUUCAAAGAUAUUCACCAUUCUUUGCAGCCUUGGAAUUAUACUAUGUCUUGUAACAUCAAUAGCAGUAGAAUGGACUGGUUUAAAAGUUGCCAAGAAACUACAUUGUCUUCUGCUGAAUAAAAUUAUUUUGGCCCCAAUGAGGUUUUUUGAAACAACACCACUGGGAAGUAUACUGAACAGAUUUUCGGCUGACUGUAACACUAUUGACCAGCAUAUUCCUGCCACCCUGGAGUGUUUGAGCCGUUCCACCUUGCUCUGUUUAUCAGCACUUGCUGUGAUUUCAUAUGUUACGCCUGUGUUUCUCAUAGCACUAGUUCCUCUUGCUGUCAUAUGCUAUUUCAUCCAAAAGUACUUUAGAGUAGCAUCAAGGGACCUGCAGCAGUUAGAUGACAGUACUCAGCUCCCAUUACUUUCUCACUUCUCAGAGACUGUGGAAGGUCUGACAACUAUACGGGCAUUCAGGUAUGAAUCCCGGUUUAAACAGAAGCUCCUUGAAUAUACAGAUUCUAACAACAUCGCUUCCCUUUUCCUUACAGCUGCCAAUCGCUGGCUGGAAGUUCGGAUGGAAUAUAUUGGGGCAUUUGUGGUGCUCAUUGCAGCUGUUGCUUCAAUUACAAACUCUCUGUACAGCAAGCUCUCAUCAGGUCUUGUAGGCUUGGGACUAACAUAUGCUCUGAUGGUAUCCAACUACUUAAACUGGAUGGUCCGCAACUUGGCUGAUAUGGAACUCCAGCUUGGAGCUGUGAAAAGAGUCAAUAGCCUUAUCAAAACAGAAGCUGAAAACUAUGAAGGCUUUCUCUCUCCUGCACAGAUUCCUCAGAACUGGCCUGACCAGGGUGAGAUUCAAAUACAGAAUCUGAGUGUCCGCUACGACAGUACUCUGAAGCCCGUGCUAAAACAUGUCAGUGCUCACAUUUCUCCAGGACAAAAGAUUGGAAUAUGUGGCCGAACUGGCAGUGGAAAAUCAUCCUUUUCUCUUGCCUUUUUCAGAAUGGUUGACACUUUUGAAGGAAGGAUCAUAAUAGAUGGUAUAGACAUUGCCAAGCUUCCCUUACAAACGCUGAGGUCCAGGUUGUCUAUCAUUCUUCAAGAUCCUAUUUUGUUCAGUGGCACAAUUCGAUUUAACCUGGAUCCAGAAAACAAAUGUACAGACAGUAUGCUGUGGGAAGCUUUGGAAAUAGCACAAUUGAAGCAUGUAGUGAAAGCUUUACCUGGAGGGUUAGAUGCUAUAGUCACCGAAGGAGGAGAAAAUUUCAGCCAAGGACAAAGACAGCUAUUCUGCUUAGCCAGAGCAUUUGUACGGAAGACAAGUAUCUUCAUCAUGGAUGAAGCCACAGCAUCCAUUGAUAUGGCAACUGAAAAUAUUCUGCAGAAAGUAGUAAUGACUGCAUUUGCUGAUCGUACAGUGGUGACAAUUGCUCACCGAGUGCACACUAUUCUUAACUCAGAUAUGGUUAUUGUAAUGAAGAGAGGAGUCAUUCUGGAAUAUGACAAGCCAGAAGUCCUGCUGGAGCAAGAGGAGAGUAUCUUUGCUUCUUUUGUCCAAGCAGACAAGUAAAUGCAAAUAAAUUAAAUCUUUGAAAAUUCA
Molecule: messenger RNA, 4866 nt
Organism: Sceloporus undulatus (fence lizard)
Lineage: Eukaryota; Metazoa; Chordata; Lepidosauria; Squamata; Phrynosomatidae
Gene: ABCC8
Product: ATP binding cassette subfamily C member 8
Exons: 38
Coding region: 178-4836 (1552 amino acids)
Biological process (GO): potassium ion transport; transmembrane transport
Cellular component (GO): membrane
Molecular function (GO): ATP binding; ATP hydrolysis activity; sulfonylurea receptor activity
Source: RefSeq, a predicted model, not a curated record